This is a messenger RNA of Andrographis paniculata, 1041 nucleotides long. RefSeq names its product B3 domain-containing protein At4g34400-like. NCBI's taxonomy places the organism in Eukaryota, Viridiplantae, Streptophyta, Magnoliopsida, Lamiales, Acanthaceae. Gene Ontology annotation, molecular function: DNA binding. The coding region runs from base 1 to 1041 and encodes 346 amino acids. The transcript is spliced from 3 exons. The record is from RefSeq and is a predicted model, not a curated record.
AUGCCAUGGUUUGCAUCUGUGCAAAACGACGAGAAUAAGUGGUGUUUGGCGAAAGGAUGGAGUCAAUUUGUGAAGGACAUGAAGAUUGAGGAGGGAGACUUUUUGUUGUUUGAAUAUUUUAUUCUAGGGUUUUUCGAUGUGAAAGUAUUUGACCCUUAUGGGAUAGAAAAGGUUAUAGAAAAAGAUUCAUGGGAGAUUACUGAUAAGGACAAUAAGACUGCUGAUGAAUGUAACAGUAAAAGAAAGGUAAGAUGUUCGAAAAAUAUUGAUGAAGAAGGGGAUUAUUACGGAAAAUGGGAUCAUUAUUUUUAUGAUGAAGAUGACGCAGCAAAAGUUCACGAGCAAACCAAGAAGGAUGUUUGUGUGCCGGAAGAUAAUGUUCAAGUGACUGAAGAAGGUCAGGAAGUCAAUGAAGUGGCCGAGGGACACGUGCCCGAAGGUAGUGGUGAAAUGAUUGAAGAAGAUAUUGAAGUCGAUGAAGAAAGCAAUGAAUAUGAGCCUAGCAAUGAUGUUGAAGUGACUGAUGAAUCUCUGCCUGUUGAUAGUGUUGAAAUGACCGAAGAAAUUCUUGAAGCAAUUGAAGAUGCUAAUGUUCAAAACAUGGAUGAGACUUUAGAAAGAACAGUAAGAACAAGAGAUCAGCAAGAUUCACAAAGAAGAUCCACGGACCUGAUUUCACUGCGCUACGGGAUAGACAUUUUCAGGUCUGGUCUAGCUUCACAACCUCAAAACCCUUACUUUGUCACCGGAAUAAUGGAUAAACGGAAGGGCAAUUUGUUUGUUCCCAAAGAUGUAGUGAAAGAUAAUCAUGAUAUAGAUUUUUCGAAAAAGGCGUAUUUCAUAGAUCCAACGGGAAAGAGAUUGGUGGCAAAAUGUAAAAAAUGGAAGGAUGGAAGGGUCGCAAUAUCAGGAGGAUGGAGAAAACUAUGCAACUUGAACUUUAUAGAGAAAGGUGAUAGAUGCAUUUGCGAGCUCGUGGAGGGAGAAGACGAGCUAGCCAUCCAUGUUACUGUUGUUCGUGGCAAUGAUAUUCGAGGAUAA